This is a messenger RNA of Coffea eugenioides, 1017 nucleotides long. RefSeq lists its product as uncharacterized. Gene Ontology annotation, molecular function: catalytic activity. The record is from RefSeq and is a predicted model, not a curated record. Lineage: Eukaryota; Viridiplantae; Streptophyta; Magnoliopsida; Gentianales; Rubiaceae. The transcript has 2 exons. The coding region runs from base 1 to 1017 and encodes 338 amino acids.
AUGUCGGAACUGGCUCAAUUAGACAGGGUACGUAGACAGUUGCAAUUUGACCACGCCGGUAGCUUUGUCAGUGGGAAGAUUUGGGUAUUUUGGGGGAACAUGUUGAGCGUGGAUUGGGUGGAAUACGCGGACCAAAUGGUUCACUCCCGCGUUGUGCUUGCCUCUGGAGCGGCAUUUUGUGUGACUGGGGUCUAUGCGAAAUGUACUAGGGUAGGGCGAAGACCACUGUGGGAAGCCAUGGAAGAGGUGGCUGAGCGUGUCUCGACUAGCGGACCAUGGAUGGCAGCAGGGGACUUUAACGUGGUUUCGGCAAUGGAGGAGCGGGAAGGAGGGGCACCGGCAAAUGCACGGAACAUGGAGGAGUUCAACGACUCCAUGUUUAAGUGUGGGCUUUUUGCCCUCGAGUUUGUUGGCCCAAAAUUCACCUGGACAAACGGCUCGGUCUGGCAGCGACUGGACCGCAUAUUAGUGAAUGGCAAGUGGAUGGAUGCCUAUCCAGUCUCGAAGGAGGUGGUGAAUGAGGCAUGGGGGUCGGAGGUGCGAGGGGUAGGAAUGGUCAAAUUCUUCAACAAGCUGAUGAAUGUGCGCCAUCAUCUAAAGCAAUGGAACCGGGAGGUCUUUGGCAAUGUCACCUCCAACGUGGCACAGGCGGAACAGGAGCUUAAACAACGGGAGGGUGACUAUGACACGCAUCGGACUGAUGAGUACAAACUUCGACUUCACGAAGCGCGGGCGCGAUAUAAUAGGGAGUUGGCGGUGGAGUGUGCAUUUUGGAGACAGAAAGCAGGUAUUAAGUGGAUCCAGGAGGGAGAUGCAAAUACUGCCUUCUUCCAUGCGGCGGUCAGACAACGGCGUAACUCCAAUUUCAUAUCGCGCAUCAGGGGGGAGGACGGGGGGUGGCAUGAGGCGGCAGACGAGAUAAAGGAAGUUCUACUCCGAACUAUUUUCUUCCGCCAGCAGGCAAGGCCCUCUGCCAGACCUCCCCUUUGGGGUUCCCAAGGUGGCGACGGUGGAUAA